AUGCCGUCUACACCAAUAUUCGACCCAUUCAGCCCAGACCCGUGUUCGGAAUCAUAUAUUCCCGUUGUAGAUGGCGGUUUGGAAAGCUUAGGAGCUUCGAAAUGGAGACUUUUAUUCCAAGGUAGAGGGCAGAGUACACCUGAUCUUGCUCCAGGUUGGAUGGGAUCACCAAAGAAGACUCAAGCCCCGAGUAACCAGACAGCCCAGCUGAAAAAGCGCCAUGUAAAUGCACAAGACGUUCAUAUCGGGCUCCCUCCGAAGGUGCCAAUGGACUUGGAGGAUUCCGUUCUACGACCUUCACCCCAGCCCGGGCCGCGUGCCCCGAAGUCGAAACGCUCGAGUUGGUCGCGAUUCAAGCGAAAUUGA
Molecule: messenger RNA, 366 nt
Organism: Mycena indigotica
Lineage: Eukaryota; Fungi; Basidiomycota; Agaricomycetes; Agaricales; Mycenaceae
Exons: 2
Coding region: 1-366 (121 amino acids)
Source: RefSeq, a predicted model, not a curated record